UCUAUCCCAAAAUGAUGAUCCCAAAAACCACAUGUUAAUCAUUUAUACUUUUUCCCCCCCUUAUCUUCUUCAUAAGUGGCAAAGAAAAUAAAACCCCACUACCUUUGUCUAUCUACCUCUUUUUGAUUAGCCUAUUUUCUAGACAACUCCUCCCCCACCAUUUCUAAUCCCAAGACACUAAAUUUUUUCAUUACAUUGUAAAUCAAUUUCUUUUCUCCAAACAACUACAAACAUAAAAAGUAGCCUUAUAAUUUCAUUAUACCUUUUUUUGGAUUACCCUUAAUUCUUCUAUAUCUCCAUUAAUAUUCAUUCAUCAACCAAACAUGGGUAAUCCUAAUUCAAACAAUACAUAUAAGGAAAACUUAGAAGAAGGAGAAGAAAAUAACACCCAUUACCCUUUUUCCCUAGACUUAAACCUUUGUUUUAAUCCAAACAAGGAAUUAAGUGAAGAAGGUGCGGGUGAUGAAAGUGAUGAUAAAGUGACAGGGGAAGAAAUCUCACCUCCUAAUAAUAGUAGAGUAUUCUCUUGUAACUAUUGUAGGAGAAAAUUCUUUAGCUCACAGGCACUUGGAGGUCACCAAAAUGCUCAUAAAAGAGAAAGAAGUAUUGCUAAAAGAGCUGUGAGGAUUGGUGCUUUUGCUGACAAGCAUGUAAGUUUAGCAUCUCUUCCUCUUCAUGGUUCUCCUUAUACUUCAUUCCCACUUACAUCUAGACCGUCCAUUAAUAUUCAAGCACAUCAUGGGUCUAUGAUGGCUAUGGUGCACCCUCAUCAUCAAUAUCAUGAUCAUCAGAGAGUAAUGCCCUUAAAUGGGGGUGGUGGGCCAGCAGCAAAAUUUGAAGGGCAAAAUGGGUAUUUCAUAAGAGGUAUCCCAGUCUUUAAUACGGUGCCGUUUUGGCCAGGAAGUUUUAGGCAGGUGGAUGAUGAAGCUGAAAGUUCAGCUGUUUUAAUUAAUAAUAAUAAUAAUAAUAAUAAUAAUAAUAAUAAUAAUAAUAAUAAUAAUAAUGGUUAUUACUCCUAUUAUUCAUUUGAAAAUAAUGAUUCUUGUCCUGAUCUUACCUUAAAAUUAUGAUUAUAUGAAUUAAAAAAUUCUUUUGGGUUUCUUUAGUUUUUAUUAAUCUUAUUAUAAUAUGUGGGUAAGAUUUUUAUUGCAUGAUCAAAUCUGAUUAGGUUUGUGUAGGAGCCUCUUUUUAUAAUAAAAUUGAUAAUUAAAUCUUCUUUUUUGAAGUGUCAUUUUCUUUCCUUGAUUUGGUUUAAGAUUAAAGUAGAUUUGAAGAUCCUUUGUAACAAGGACUCCCUAUCAUUUCUCAUUGCUUUUAAAAAAUACAAACUCAAGUGUAAUAAAAAAAAAAUAAGUUUAUUUAAGUAUAUAUUUUAUAUUUAUUUUUGUAAUUCUUUGUAAAAUAAAUUAUGUAAAGUUUGACAGAGAAUAUGUUAUAGAACUUCAACUAUAAACUUAAUUAAAAAUUUUUAGUUAAAUUAAUUUUUUAACAUGAUAUCCAAAGCCAAUUGUUAGAGUAUAAGCUUUUGGUUGAGUUGGUUCCUUAACAUAGUAUUAGAAGCCAACGUGAGAGAUCACGGGUUCGAAUCUCAACCACCCUUCAUUUAAAGUGGAAUAUUCAGCGCCUAUGCGCAUCCACACUUCUAGCCCAAUGGGGUCUCGUGUGAGGGGGCGUGUUAGAGUAUAUAACAUAUCUUGGGGCCUCAACCAUCAGCUUAAGCUUUUGGUUGAGUUGGUUCCUUAACACCAAUAAGAAAAAUAUAAUAGGGUAUUUAAAAAAUACCAUGGGCUAUAGCUAUCAAUUUAAGUUUAUGUUUGAAGACUUAUUAUAAUAUCUAUAUACACUAUUAGUUUUAUCGUUUGGAAAUAUAGAUUAUUUAUUCAUUUCACAAAUAAUCAUAAUAAAUUUAGAUUUUCUUUAACUAUUUUUAGCAUGAACUUUGGGUUAUAGAAGUUCAAAUAAUGCACAUCGAGUGCUCGAUAAUUUUAUUUAUUUAGAUGAAUCUUAAUAAUCGCUUAUGCUAAAGUGAAAAAUAAAUAAAUAUCCAUCAAAUUCUUUGAUUUGUAUCAUAUAAUUAAUUGUCAAAUAAUUAACUUAAUUAAAAGUGUAAUUGUAAAAUCUUAUAAUUUAUAUUUUUGGAGCAAAAUAUUUAUUUAAGUAGUGGCAUAUCGUCAAAGAGUCAUUGGCCAUCCAGAAAAGGAUAGAUUAUUGGCUCAUCAGUAUUAUUGCCUAUUUGGUAACAAAGCCUACAUCAACAUGACCUUUGCUAAUCUGGCUGACCUUUUAUCGUUUCAUCAUUUAUUGAUCGUUACUCCCUCCCUCUCAUGUAUAUUACUAUAUUUUUAUUUUGGUCCGUUUUUUAAAAUUUGCUAUAUUUUUAUUUUUGAUUAUAAUUUAUACUCUUAAUUUGCUCAAAUUUUAUCUUUAUACCAAAUGUUAAGAACAAUAUAUAUUACUACAUUAUUUAUUAAUCAUUGCGUACUAUUAUUCAUUAAUCAUUAUAACUACUUUUUAUGAAUCAUUAAAAUACUCAUAUUAAUGUAUUAUACUUAUGUGGCGUAGGAAUAUUGCUGCAUAAAAUUUGGUUUUAGUUGGAUAGGUUGGGACUCGGAGAGUAUAUAAGAAAAAUUGAAAUUGUAUGGAUUAUAUUAAAAAAGACAAAAUAUAUAAAUAUUUGAUUGAGAUAUAAUAAAAAUAAUGAAGUUAUUAUUCGCUAUUUUUUUGGUCAUUCUCAAACCCGCUUGAUGAUCUAGAAAAAACUUAGUAUCGUAUUUGUUAGUUUUAGAGUAUAUAUAACAUCAAUUAGACAAUUACUAUGUUUGUGCUCAUAUCAUUCAUAGGCUUUGUGCAAUGCUCGGAGAGAACUAGGCUACGUUACACCAAAACUCUUGCAAAAAUGGCUAAGAGUGAGCUUCAAAGAACCUGUUAGGAUCAAGAUCGAGCCCAAAUUUU
This is a messenger RNA of Amaranthus tricolor (Joseph's coat), 2952 nucleotides long. RefSeq names its product zinc finger protein 7-like. NCBI's taxonomy places the organism in Eukaryota, Viridiplantae, Streptophyta, Magnoliopsida, Caryophyllales, Amaranthaceae. The coding region runs from base 324 to 1070 and encodes 248 amino acids. Gene Ontology annotation, biological process: negative regulation of abscisic acid-activated signaling pathway. The record is from RefSeq and is a predicted model, not a curated record. The transcript has a single exon.